AUGUUUAACAAGCUCCCAACCAUCGCAGCCUUGCUGGCACUUGGCCUGAGCGCCCAGGCAAGCCUGAUCUUCAAAAACUCCGGCACAACCUCUGGCUGGGAUAAAACGAACCAAGAACACCGCGGCACCGUGAAGCAAGUGACAGAUGAGGCGUAUGAGGGCAAAACCGCCCUUAAAAUGACCCAAAUCUACGAUGAAGACUACUCCGGCCGGUACCACUCGGAAGUGGUGAAGAACGACGUGUAUAAGCGUGGCGACACGGGCGCAUACGGAUUCUCCUUCCGACUUCAAGACGACUGGCAAUUUUCUCCCGUACAAUCCUACGGCAUCGCACAAUUCAUCGCCGACUUCACAGACAGCGGCUGUGAGGACUGGAUGCCAACAACUAUGAUCGCGUUGAAGGGCAACAAACUCUACUCGCGUGUCAAAGAUGGCUCGGUCUGCAAGCAGGAGGUUCAUGGUUUCAACGACCUAGCCACUAUGACUGCUGGUGAAUGGCACCGAAUUGAGAUUGAGGCAAAGUGGGAGUCGGAUGGGACGGGGCAUUACGUGUUCUACUAUGAUGGGGAGAAAGUGUUGGAUAAGCAGAAUAUUAGCACUACCAUUGACGAUGAUCGUGCUUUCCAGUUCCGGGUUGGUCUUUAUGCAAAUGGCUGGCAUGAUGACAAGCAAAUGAAGGGCUCUCAGGGGACUAGGUCAAUUUGGUAUGAUGCGAUUGCUGCUGGCACUAAGCUUUCUGAUAUCUCGUCUGAGGCUGAGAUCGAUGCCGGUGAUUGUUGA
This is a messenger RNA of Penicillium coprophilum, 780 nucleotides long. RefSeq names its product polysaccharide lyase. The transcript has a single exon. NCBI's taxonomy places the organism in Eukaryota, Fungi, Ascomycota, Eurotiomycetes, Eurotiales, Aspergillaceae. The record is from RefSeq and is a predicted model, not a curated record. Bases 1 to 780 code for a protein of 259 amino acids.